CUUCCCCUCCUUGAUUCAGUCGCCCUCCGAACGUCGGAGGAGCAGGAUUGACACGGUUGUCGCGUAGGCUUCUUCUCCUCGUCCCUGUGAAAAAAAAUACAACCUUACUCCAAGCUAAAGUGAUUGUGUCUCUACCGGUGGCUUAUCUCCCUGUCCGAAUUGUGCCAAGUGGUUUAUCAUGAGGGACAUGGCUGGUAAAAUGGCCGAAUUAAAGUUUGAAGCACCCCUGGCUCGCUUCGAAGAGGAGGAGACGUCCAGCCUCAAGAAUAUCAACUUGCUGACAGAGCAACUAUUGGACGCGAGUCUUGAGGCGAAUUUUGGCGAAAAUCGUAACGCCAACGAGACCGGAACCACCCGUGGCAACGGUGUUGAUAUUCUCCAGGAAGGAACGUUCAGUCCGUUCAGCGGCAGUCUCGAGGAUCUCGUUAAUACAUUCGACGAAAAAAUCACAUCGUGCUUUCGAGAUUACGGCACCGAUGUCGAGUCCCUCGCCCCGGUCCAAGUACGAACGCAAGAGGAGAUCAUGAACGAAUGCCAAAUGUGGUGGACAAUCACCGGAAAUUUUGGAAACAUUUUGCCAAUUGAUUGGAGUAAAUCUUAUGCAAGAAAACUGCACAUGCCUGCAUUAAAUCUAAACGAGGCACCUGUUUCACUUGAGAGACAGGAGCUUGAGGACUUGAGCAGCGAAGACGAGGCUGUAGCCACAGAUCUGGAUAUGCAUGCCCUGAUUUUAUCUAGUAGCACUGACACGCACAGCCCUGAGGAGCCACUAAAAACUGCAGAAGAAGUACUCAGAGAAAUCGAUGACAUCAUGCAGGAAAGUCCGUCAAUGGAACGGUCUGCUGACUCCGAAGGAUCUUUACUGGAUGUGGAUGAAACUUUGGAAAGAAGUAAGGAGGUUCUAGGAUCACCACUCUACGAAGAAAAACUGCGUCAGCUGUCAACUGGCCAAUUAACAGAGCUUCUCGGUGAAAUGGAAUCCUUGGUCGGAGCGCUCAGCGAAACUUUAAUAGCUGAGUUGGCAUUGAGAGAUGAGUUGGAGUAUGAAAAGGAGCUUAAAAACCAAUUUAUUUCAUUGCUUCUCGCUGUUCAAAAUCGGCGUAGACAUCACCACGUGACAAAGAAGAGAAACCAAAUACAAAAUAGUAAUAGUCCUUUGCCGCAGCAUAGAUCCAUACAAGAUUCCAAGUAUUUGACAACAGUGAUACCUUAUCACAUGGAUAGUGGCCCACCUGAUAAUCAAGCUUUACAAGUCCUCAUUAAGAUAUUAAAGGCUAUUAAUGAGGAUAGUCCAACGGUGCCCACAUUAUUAACGGACUACAUAUUGAAAGUUCUGUGCCCCACCUAGUGAUCCACUAGUACAUAUCCUCCGACGUGACAUCGCUGUGCUA
Molecule: messenger RNA, 1391 nt
Organism: Neodiprion fabricii
Lineage: Eukaryota; Metazoa; Arthropoda; Insecta; Hymenoptera; Diprionidae
Gene: Unc-76
Product: fasciculation and elongation protein zeta-2
Exons: 9
Coding region: 179-1348 (389 amino acids)
Cellular component (GO): cytoplasm; axon
Source: RefSeq, a predicted model, not a curated record